Molecule: messenger RNA, 282 nt
Organism: Dibothriocephalus latus
Lineage: Eukaryota; Metazoa; Platyhelminthes; Cestoda; Diphyllobothriidea; Diphyllobothriidae
Source: the annotation of a GenBank genome assembly
AUGAGUGAUACCUUGAUUCUUUUUGCAGAUUCUCUCCGAAGAGGCAAGCCCGAUCACCGUCUGGGAAGAUUACUUUGCUUGGAAUCCCGAUCUGACAAGCCCUAUCAGAGGCCGGAAGUGACCGUCCAUCCCCUGCCCGUACAGGCUGGCCCCUACUACUAUCAUCCCCAACCUCAGGCCGGUUCAGUCAGCUUCCUGCCGCACAGCGACUGUUCCUCUAAGUUCCCCGAACCCUACACCACACCCGCAUACGCACACGUCCGCCCCUACCUGGGCCGCGGC